UGCGACAGUUUGACCUUCAAGUGCCCCAACCCCCAUCAUUGGACGAUACCCCUGAAGCGUUGUCCACACUUUACCACUGUGUACUUUAUUUCAUUUGUUCGUCCAUGUACCAUGGUUUAUGCUUAGAAUUGUUUUUCAUGUCACAGUACUUCAUGUUAUUCAUAUUACCAAAAUAUCUAAAUAUACGGCGGAGUGUAUCAAAGUAAUCACUGAAUAAACCUCAUGAGAUGGAGUAUUUAUUACCUGUAUCGAUGCAGUGUUCAUAUUCGGACAUUCCUAGCUCCAUGAUUUUUCAUAAAACUCAAAAGUGUCCUGAAAGUGUAUCAUCACUCAUCACAACGCUCUUGCUUAAUAUUGCGAAUGAGGCUGUAACGCGGCAGUUACGCACAGUUUUUAUCCGAAAAGAGGCUAUUUUAAAAUAUGAUUUCGUUCACGUUCAUGGUUGCAGUAAACUCGUUACAUCUAAUUGGGAUAAUGUCCACUUCGUAUACCUACCUUCUGAAGAUGCAUUAAUACAUUGGUUCUCACAUGUUCAUAUGGGAAGAGGAUUUGCUGACGUUAUUAUUGUUGAAGGACUGGAUCGUUUCGUAGAAAAUGAUAAUGACUCAUCAUACAUCAUUAGAUUAACUCAUCUACUAGAAGAUACUCGUCAAUUUAUCCAUAGUUUUACGAAAGAGACUGAGCACGGCCAUAACUGUAAACUAAUAGUGUCUUCUAGUCUAAAGAGUUCACAUGCACCCAAAAAAUCUGAUCUUGCACAAAAUUAUCGCGAUGCGCUUCCAGCACAUGCUCUGAUUAAAACGUUUUUAUUGCAGGGAGGAGAUGGGAGUGAUUUAUUUGACUUUUACUCAGUUGAGGAUAAUUGGAAGUUGAAUUUAAAAAGACAAUAUGAUGAAGUUUUCUGGACAACAAACCAAUGAAUUUUCAAUAGAUAAACAAGAACUUGCUUGGUUGUAAAUAUUCAUUAUUAUUUUUAAAUAGAAAUUCGUUUUUACUUUGUGCAUAUAUUUAUUACUGAUUAGCUGUUUUGAGUUACUUAUUUGGUACAUGAAAUCUAGUUUCUGGUGAAUAAAGUCUUAUGUAAAUCAAGAUUUAAUCGCUCAAAAAUAAGUGUUGGCGAGAAACUGGUCAGUUAAAUAACUUCUUAGGUUAUUCAGUGUUACUACAGUGCACCUUAAAGAGUAUGUGAAAUGGUUGAUAGUUCGUUUUCUGAGUAGUGUAGUGUUACAUAUAUUUUCUUUUUUUAUAUUUUUUCCGUCUUCACUAUCCUAUCACUCUGUAACCUCAGUUUAUGAUUCUUUAGUCGGUCACUGGUCAGUAUCAAGAGCCGUAUCGUUUAUUCGCUGAUAACUGUAUUUCGAAUAGCCAGUUUACAAUGUUAUGAUCAAAGUUUUAUUCAGUUUUAUAGUCUAUUGAUUUUGAUGUUAGAUGGAUGGAGGUUAUCGGGCAGUAGUUGCAUAUUUUGUGCUUGUCAGUACACGUGCACGGACGUUAAAGACAUUUAUUUACCCUCAGAAAUUUCACUAUCUAAUUAUUCAGACACCUAACUGAAUGCCGCCUCAGUGAUCUGAGGGUUAAGCGUUCGUCGCAAAACUAAGGGUCUUGAGUUCGAUCGCCUUUGGAGUUGUGACUAUGCACUGAUGAAGAGCUCCAUACUAAGACGAAACAGCUUACCAGAACUUUCUGGUUUGUAGUUGUUGGCUAAGUGAAAUCAGUCCGUGAUGUAAAUUACGAAGACUGUAAUCAUUAAAUUAACAAUACUGGAUGGAAAUCUGACUUGUCAAUCCAUUCUGCUAUUCUCAUGAUAAGUUAAUUUCGAAACAGUUACGAUCAAAUAUGUCUUGUCAAGUUUGUAUGUCAAAACAAAUCCCAACAUGAUUACUUUACAUUGGGUAGCUGAAUAAUCUAUUCAAAGCUUACUACUAUAUAUACUCUCUGUGGGUUAUCUUUCCACUAAACAGACAUGAACUUGUCAAUGGUCGGUUAAUAG
Molecule: messenger RNA, 1990 nt
Organism: Schistosoma spindalis
Lineage: Eukaryota; Metazoa; Platyhelminthes; Trematoda; Strigeidida; Schistosomatidae
Source: the annotation of a GenBank genome assembly